This is a messenger RNA of Aspergillus versicolor CBS 583.65, 1069 nucleotides long. RefSeq lists its product as uncharacterized. The record is from RefSeq and is a predicted model, not a curated record. NCBI's taxonomy places the organism in Eukaryota, Fungi, Ascomycota, Eurotiomycetes, Eurotiales, Aspergillaceae. The coding region runs from base 380 to 1069 and encodes 229 amino acids. The transcript is spliced from 3 exons.
AUAGCGCUCAUUUCAUCGUCAGUUGAUUCUACUGGCUCAUUUGUCAGCCGCGCUAGCCGUUUAUGGAUCACCGCCUGAGGCCGCAACUGAUGUUUUUCUGGGGUUGUACUUCAAUUUAACCCUGAUUCACUAUGGGUGCGCUGUGGUAACUACUUGGUUUCUAUUCACUAAGAAUCGGUGUGUUGGUGGUGACUGUUUGGUGGGCAUUUUGGUAUUCACUGUUCACUCAACUGGUAUAUAUUUUUGCCUCUAGCAGUCAGGAUGUUCACCGCUGCACGUUCAAAGGCUACUCUUUGCAGUGGACCUGUAUUAGUUCAACUGAGGGAGGCCCAUAGUGGCUUCUUUGCUUUCAUUAAGACGGUACAAGAGCUUUUGUUGGAUGAUAGGAACUCCAUACAUUGAUAUUUGUUCAUCCACACAGCAACAAAGGGAGAGGAGUGAACCCGGCCUCAUUAGCUGUCAUCCUUGGUUAUAUAAACCCCUACUAGCUGGAUAUCCUGAUUUAUUAUACUAUCCUUUCCAGUACCCAAACUUCUGGCAGCUGGAAUCCAUCAUGAGAGUCACAACCAUCGUCCGAGACCGUAACUCUAAGCAUGGAGAGAUGGCAGUUGACUUCCGAAUAACUGCUAUAUAUGCAGAGGAUCUGGAAGAAUGGUACCGCAAAGUCCGCGAAGUCACCGAUUCGGUUUCGCAGCACGCAGUGGCCAAAUAUGGCGAUGAUGAGCAUAAGGAGCUCGAAUUUGAAUACAACCGGCAGAGCUUCCGGGUUGAGGAGUCUCUUGACCAUGAGGGUCUUGAACAUAUCAAGGGGAAUGUCUGGUUCACCAGGAUUUCGCCACGGUCAGAGGAGGGUGAAAACGCAUCUUGCUGCCGUCAGGAUGAAACCACCAGGGGUAAACUGUGGAUAUUGAUUGCAGUACUUGGUGUCGUCCCUACUAUUAUUGUUCUGAAUACCCUUAUUGUUAUCAUCUUACUUCGUUCGGCUCUCGGUAUUACCAAUUGUUCCUACAUGAAAUUGCUCUGCGCCGGCGUAACUGCUGGCAAGCACGCUGUCGUACAAAACAACUGA